GAAGAUCGGGGUCCACCUCGAGAAGAUACGGAAUUCCGAGAGGAUGCCGAGUUUCGGGGGGCCCCCAAAUUUGGGGGGGCCAUCGGGGGGAGGGAGGAGGUGGAAGAAGAAGCGGAGAUGAAGGCGGUGGCCACCUCUCCGGGCGGAAGGUUCCUCAAGUUCGACAUCGAGUUGGGACGAGGAGCCUUCAAGACGGUCUUCAAGGGCUUCGACACCGAUACCUGGGUGGAGGUGGCCUGGUGCGAGCUGCAGGACCGCAAGUUGACCAAGGCAGAGCAACAACGGUUCAAGGAGGAAGCGGAGAUGCUGAAGGGGUUGCAGCACCCCAACAUCGUCCGCUUCUACGACUCUUGGGAGUCCACGGUCAAGGGCAAGAAGUGCAUCGUCCUCGUCACCGAGCUCAUGACCUCCGGCACCCUCAAGACGUAUCUCAAGAGGUUCAAGGUGAUGAAGCCCAAGGUGUUACGGAGCUGGUGUCGGCAGAUCUUGAAGGGUCUCCACUUUCUCCACACCCGGACGCCGCCCAUCAUCCACCGGGACCUCAAAUGCGACAACAUCUUCAUCACCGGUCCCACCGGUUCCGUCAAGAUCGGCGAUUUGGGUUUGGCCACCCUCAUGAGGACCUCCUUCGCCAAAAGCGUCAUCGGAACGCCGGAAUUUAUGGCGCCGGAGAUGUACGAGGAACGUUACGACGAAUCGGUGGACGUCUACGCCUUCGGCAUGUGCAUGUUGGAGAUGGGCACCUCCGAAUAUCCCUACUCCGAAUGUCAAAACGCCGCUCAGAUCUACCGCAAAGUCACCAGCGGCAUCAAACCGGCAAGUUUUGAGAAGGUGACGGACCCGGAGGUGAAGGAGAUCAUCGAAGGAUGCAUCCGGCAGAACAAGGCGGAGAGGCUCUCCAUCCGGGACCUGUUGAACCACGCGUUCUUCGCCGAGGACACGGGGUUACGGGUGGAGUUGGCGGAGGACGACGGAGGUUUUGAUACCUCUUUGGCGCUUCGGCUUUGGGUGGAGGAUCCCAAGAAGUUGAAGGGGAAACACAAAGACAACGAG
Charadrius vociferus (killdeer) is the source of this 1053-nucleotide messenger RNA. Its product is annotated as serine/threonine-protein kinase WNK3-like. Gene Ontology annotation, cellular component: cytoplasm; cytosol. Gene Ontology annotation, biological process: protein phosphorylation; monoatomic ion homeostasis; intracellular signal transduction. The record is from RefSeq and is a predicted model, not a curated record. Gene Ontology annotation, molecular function: potassium channel inhibitor activity; chloride channel inhibitor activity; protein serine/threonine kinase activity. NCBI's taxonomy places the organism in Eukaryota, Metazoa, Chordata, Aves, Charadriiformes, Charadriidae. The transcript is spliced from 6 exons. The annotation marks the transcript as partial.